Molecule: messenger RNA, 996 nt
Organism: Mesorhabditis spiculigera
Lineage: Eukaryota; Metazoa; Nematoda; Chromadorea; Rhabditida; Rhabditidae
Source: the annotation of a GenBank genome assembly
AUGGCCGCCAUUAUCUCGGACGGCAUCCCCUGGCAAAAUGAGACGACGACAACUGAACACACAUUAAUAGAUUCGUCCGAUCCUCAAGACCUGGAUUAUCUUGGAUCAACGGAAUUUGCAAAUUCUACAGAAUCUCCCACUGAGUUGUACGAUCAAAACGUGGAUCCGGUGCUGGCGUCGUCAAUGUUGGGAGCGGUUUGUCUAAUCAGCGUCCCAAUCCUCUGCCUGGCCAUCUACGUCAUCUACGCCAACAAGAAGAUCUCCAAGGACGUCAAGCCGUUCCUGUACCUCGAGAAUGCCUGCAGAAUACUUAUCCUGCUAGCGCACGCUUUUUGGGGAAUCCCCUCGGGACUUUUCCUGGUCCCCGGCCAACUCUUCAUCCUGGAUCUGUUAAUAGCCUAUACAUUUAAUGUAUCAUUUACUUGUGUUUGCCUAGCCCAACUGGCGAUGUCUAUCAAUAGAUUUUUUGCCGUCUACUUUGAUGGCGUGUACUACGAUCGGCAGAACCUGGGGAAUCGCGUGAAAUUGAGCGUGCUGAUCGUGUUGCCGAUGAUUUUGUACAUUCCAACCGUUAUUCCCCCACUAUCCGUCGGCUACUUUGAGCCCUACUUUUUCUCCUUCACCUUUGGCCUCUACUUGAACCCGAAAGAAGCGGGCAUGUUCUGGUACCUAUUUUUAUAUUGGUAUCUGGUGACGAUAUCAUUCAUCGCUCUCAUUAUCAUCUGGAUUAUCGGCUUCUUCUUUGACGGUCUGGUGCUGUUGAAGACAGCAAUAAACCAUGGCGCAAAUGCCAUCGGAGUCUCGGCUGGCUUGCUCGGCAAUUUUGUCCGUUUCGACGCCUUCCAUCUGUUCCUCUUCGUCACGUUCAUCAACUUUGGCGUGUACGCGGUGUUUGGGCUGAAUCAGAUCAUCUUUCUGCGGUCAAAAAAUCGAGAUGCCGCCGGGUCGACAGUUUCACCGCCAAAAAGCGCCAUAACGGGCAUGACAAUGAUACGA